AUGUCCAAAAAAGAAGCCAAUUAUUAUUAUUCUUAUAGCUCUCCACCUGUCCAAGGCAGCACAACAUCUGCUCCUACAGAACCAUCUGGUAAAAAUUCAGCACAACUGCCUUCUUAUGAUCAAGCUACAGAACAUGCUUCAUCUUCCUCUGAGACUUAUCAUGCAGUUGAUGGCUAUAUAUUGGAUUCUUCAGCUAUGCAAAUGCCUAUGCCCAACACAACCACCAGCGAUUAUGGGCCGUAUAACUCUACGAUAGAAAAUGACGCGCCUUUAUUAGCAGAGCAUGAAGACAACAAUCAGUUUAUGGGCAGACCACCACCACCAAAUUAUUCGAUCCACCAAGCAAAAUAUGAAAUCGUCCGAGACGGUGUCGUCUCUCGUGAUUCACAUAUCAAUCAGGACGGCGAAGCUUUACUUCAAUUUCUAUAUCAGCACAACAAAGCACCUUAUCUCAUUAUUCAUUUUCAUGGAUACCACGAAGAAACUGUUUGGACUAUGGAAACCACGCGCAAUCGGGAUGGAGAAGAAGUAACAGAGCGUGUGCCCACAACACGCCAAAUCGAUGACUUUAAAUUUGAUAUUGACUGCAGUGCUGAAGUAUCGCCUGUGUGUCACGGAAUUUAUGUGCUGCCUGAUGCCAAGACAGGUGAGCAGAAAGCGGUUCGACAAUUGUGUGAAGACUAUGUUCGUUCACAAAAUGCAUUAAAAGAACUCAAGCUGACCAAGGAAAUCCACUGGGACUUUAAUAACCUGACGCGUGCUCUUACAGCAGCUAUCCGUGAUAGUGGUUAUUUUGAGCACAUCAAUAUCACUUACACAUUAGAAAACAAUGAAAUUGUAGUCAAGACAGAUGAAAAGAUUUCUCAACUGAUGGAUAACAAAUACAUUCGAUUCUUUUUCUUUAUAACCUGUUUAUGGAUCAUUGCCUGGCCUUUGGUUUAUUAUCUCAAGGACAAGUUUGGUCAUUCAACACUCAAGAGUGCUUGGAAAAUGAGUCUAUCUGAAAGUGAAUGGUAUGAACGUCAUGCCCAAGAAAUUGUACAGCAAUGUCGAGGUCAGAAUUGCUUUUCAUCAAGAACGAUACAUCCAACUGGAUUCCCUGUCAAUACUCGAUUGUAA
Molecule: messenger RNA, 1119 nt
Organism: Gilbertella persicaria
Lineage: Eukaryota; Fungi; Mucoromycota; Mucoromycetes; Mucorales; Choanephoraceae
Exons: 2
Coding region: 1-1119 (372 amino acids)
Source: RefSeq, a predicted model, not a curated record